AAAGAAACACACACCGUGUCAAACUUCGCUGCAGAUAAAAACAUUUUAGUCCCUCAUUUUAUCCUUAAACAUACGCAUGCAUCUUUUUGCAGGGCUUUGGUUGUCUUUGCACCGGCUGUUGCUGCAGCCAAUCAGAUGUCAGUGCGUCACAGGCGCGCCUGUUGUAGGGCUCCACACACAUGCUUCUCUGUUGGGGAGGAGGGUUGUUUUAGUUUACCCACUCUCCAGCGGACAGUAUGAAGAACACGCUCACUAAAUAAUGCUGUUUCCUGCUCAAAAGAGUUUGGAUUCCUGAUGGCUGUGCAGAGGCAACAGGGGGAGACCCUCAUGGUGCACCAGGUGGAGGGUGCAGCAGGAGACAUGCAGGAGUUAACUGUGGAGAACGUGGAGGCAGCUCUCUGCCAGUUAUAUUUCCACCCAGACAUGGAGCGUAAGAAUGCGGCCCAGAAGUGGCUGACCCAAGCUCAGGGGUCUGCACAGGCGUGGCACUUCUGCUGGGCCCUGCUAGGCGCUGACAAGCUCCCAGAGGUCCAGUUCUUUGGUGCCUGCACCCUGCACACCAAGAUCUCCUCUCACUGGAGCGACCUGCCUGCAGGCCAGCAUGAACACCUUAGGGUGCAGCUCCUUUCCCAAAUCUUGCACUUCUCCUCCGGACCCAAAAUGGUCCUAACAAGGCUUUGUGUGGCUCUGUCCUCUAUGGCCCUGAACUUAAUCCCCCAUGUCUGGUCCCAGCCAGUCGCAGACAUGGUGCAAGCCUUCCAGCCUCAGAGUCCUCAAGGUGCAGAAGCUACCCAGGACCCUCAUGUGCACUGUCUGGCCCUGCUGGAGCUUCUGGUUGUUCUUCCAGAGGAGUUCCAGAGCAGCAGGCUGACUCAGACUCGACGUGCCCAGCUAAGGAAAGCCUUGGCUGGGGAGUGGACGACAGUGUGUCCCCUCUUGCGCCAGCUCCUCCAAAGCCAAGACUCGUCGACACAGGUGAAACAGAAGGUGCUCCGCUGCCUUUCCAGCUGGGUGGGACUUGACAUCCCACUUGGAGAGAGUCAUGAACUGGUCCAGGACUGUUUCACAACUUUGUCAAACCCUGAAUUGUUUGAUACUGCUGUUGAGACGAUUGUUAAUUCCGUCUCACAACCUGAUUGUCAGAGGUACAGCAACGCUCUCGUAAGCCUGUUGCCUCUGGUGAUGGGUCUCCAGGAUCAACUAAAGACGGCUGUUCAGGAGGGCGACAUGGAGACCACGCAUGGGAUCUGUCGCAUUGCUGUUGCUAUGGGAGAACCUCACUCCAGGGUUUUGCUGGAGCAAGUGGAUCACUGGCAGGAGUAUCUGGCCCUCGUCAACAUGAUCCUGUUCUGCACCGGGAUUCCUGGCCAGUACCCAGUGAGUGAGACAACCAGCUCCCUCACGCUCACCUUCUGGUACACUCUGCAGGAUGACAUCUUGUCGUUGGAGGAGGAGAAGCAGGCCAUUUAUCUGCAAGUCUACAGGCCGGUUUACUUCCAGCUAGUGGAUGUGUUGCUGCAUAAAUCACAUUACCCCUCCCAGGAAGAAUACGCAUCCUGGAGUUCUGAUGACAAGGAGCAGUUUAGAAUCUACAGGGUGGACAUAUCAGACACGUUGAUGUACGUCUAUGAAAUGUUGGGAACCGAGCUGCUCAGUAACCUUUAUGACCGCCUGGGAAGACAGCUGAUGGACCCCCAGCAGUCAACAGGGUGGCAGGACACAGAGGCGUUAUUAUUUGGCUUCCAGUCCAUUGCAGAAACCAUCGACGUGAACUACUCAGAUGUGAUCCCUGGUCUGAUUGGUCUCAUCCCCCGUAUCAACAUCAGUAACGUCAUGCUGGCCGACACGGUCAUGUACACAAUAGGGUCCUUGGCUGAGUGGCUGGUGGACCACCCAGUGAUGCUUGGCGGUAUGUUACCCAUGGUCCUCCAGGGUCUCGUGAGGCCCGAGCUCUCCGUCUCCAGCGUUUCUACCCUGAAGAGGAUCUGCAGGGAGUGUCGCCACGACCUCGGUCCUUACACUCAGGACAUCCUCAACGUGUCCCAGGAUGUGCUGGUUAAAGGGAUCCAUAAGAGCAGCCAGUGCAUGUGGCUCAUGCAGGCUCUGGGCUUCCUGCUGUCUGCCAUGCCCAUGGAAGAGAUUUUGGGAAAACUGCACUCACUUAUCAGCCCUCACGUCCAGCAGCUGGAGACCUUGGCACAACAAACGCCUGACCCUGACAAGAAACAGUCCAUCAUUCACGUCCUGGCAAUGCUGUCCAGCCUGUUCACCACUCUGGACACCAAAAUACACGCGGACGGUUUGGAAGGAACGCCUCACCUCCGACCCACAAACCACCCAGUGGUAGUUGUGCUCCAGCAACUGUACCCGUUGCUCCAGAAUAUUCUAAGUAAGUGGCUGGAGGACUCCGAGGUGGUGGAGGCGGUGUGCGGUGUGUUUGAUAAGUCCGUUCGGACCCUGCUCCUUGAAUUCGGGCCCUUGGUUGCCCAACUGAGUGGGACGUUGGGGCAGAUCUACGGCGCCUGCCCACAAGCCUCAGCGCUGAACCUGGCGUGUCAGAUGGUUGGCAUAUUUGCUGGAGAGGAACAACACAUCGGCUCCAUUAAAAGCCUGCUGGAGAUCCUCACCUCGUCCACUCUGACCAGGUUUCAGCAAGGUGUCAAUGAUGAUCCUGAUGUCGCGGAGUCCUUCAUGUGUCUUCACGUUCAGGUUCUGAAAAGAAGACCGGAUGUGUAUAUGUCUGCCCAUCUGGAUGUGGAAGCUCUUUUUUACUGUGGAAUUCUGGCGCUUAAACUUCCAGAAACAAGCACAGUAAAAGCUGCCAGCCUCUUCUUUACAGAGUUGUUACCUUGCUGUAAAAAUGUGUCUCCUCUUGGUGACGUGCUGCAGGGACAUGGGAAGGUCCUUACAGAGGCUGUUUUGCAGGCAGUGGGUGGUGGGUCUCCUCGCAGUCUGAACGAGUAUUUCUCUGAGGUGCUGCUGAGCCUGAGUGGACACUGUCCAGCUCUGCUUUCCCGAUGGCUUAAAGAAUGUCUCCAGUCAGAGGGAUUCCCCUCAGCGCACGUCAGCGCAGAUCAGAAACUCACCUUUACGCAGCAGCUUCUCAGGGAACAAAGCAACAGGCGUCGCGUUAAGGAGAUUGUGAAGGAGUUUUCUCUACUUUGCAGAGGCCUGCAGGGGUCCGGACACUCAGAUUACUAGACUACUUUUUUCCCCAGGAGCUUUAAACUACACACAAAAAAAAAGAGAAGAAGAAAGCGUGGACUUUAUUGUAAGUUUUGAGCAUGUGUUUUGUUGUUGUUGUUUUAUAAACUAGUCCAAACUACACUCCCCAACAAAAAAAGACACACAGUCAAGUCAGACUUUUCGGAUUCUUUUAAAAAUGUGCCGCGAUUACAUGAUAUAUUUCUUGAACAAACAUUAACAUACACAUAUAUAUAUAUAUAUAUAUAUAUAUAUAUAUAUAUAUAUAUAUAUAUAUAUAUAUAUAUAUAUAUAUAUUUAUAUAUAUAUAUAUAUUUCUGAUAAUGAAACACUUCAACAACAACAAAAAAUAUAUCAUGAUUACAUGAUUUUUGUUGACGGAUGACAUCAUUAAUGAGGGGGUACAGCGGGUACCACUGUAAUUUUUUUUCCUCCCUUACUUAAACGUGAGUGAAGUAUCCACUAUUGACCUGAUGUGACCGAAAGAAAAAGAGACACCUUGUGGUUGUUUGAGCACACUGCAGCUCGUCCUGGAUAGUCCCACUCCUUAACGCCUCAGUCACACGCAGGAUUCUCACAGGAUUGAGGCAAAAAUACAGUCAUACCUACUUUAGAGAGCUUGAAGUGCAUAUUGUUGGUUUAAGAAUACAAAAAUAAAAAAGUGUUGUGUUGGGAGUAGUGUGCUGCUGAAGCUUAUCG
This is a messenger RNA of Nerophis ophidion (straightnose pipefish), 3903 nucleotides long. Its product is annotated as importin-13-like. Lineage: Eukaryota; Metazoa; Chordata; Actinopteri; Syngnathiformes; Syngnathidae. Bases 295 to 3201 code for a protein of 968 amino acids. Gene Ontology annotation, cellular component: cytoplasm; nuclear membrane. Gene Ontology annotation, biological process: protein import into nucleus. The transcript has 22 exons. The record is from RefSeq and is a predicted model, not a curated record. Gene Ontology annotation, molecular function: small GTPase binding.